Trichomonas vaginalis G3 is the source of this 303-nucleotide messenger RNA. RefSeq lists its product as uncharacterized. Lineage: Eukaryota; Parabasalia; Trichomonadida; Trichomonadidae. The coding region runs from base 1 to 303 and encodes 100 amino acids. The transcript has a single exon. The record is from RefSeq and is a predicted model, not a curated record.
AUGAUUGAUUGCUUUUCACUUGGUGAAAGUUUUGACGUCAUUUCUAUCCUAAUAAAAUUUUUUACUCCUAACAAAAUGACUGAGAAUACUUUCGACAGAGAAGCACUCAAGAAUGAACUUCGUGAAGAAAUACUUAAUGAACUCAAACCAAAAGAACAAACACAAGAAGAGAAACCAGCUAAACCAAAGCGUAAACUCACAGAGAAACAAUUAGCUGCAUUAGCAGCUGGACGCGCAAAGAAUCCACGAAUGAUUGCAAAGAAAUUGAGAGAAGAGGAAGAAGCUAAGAAAAAUAAUAAGUAA